Sorex araneus (European shrew) is the source of this 1085-nucleotide messenger RNA. It is a transcript of the gene HAUS2, whose product is annotated as HAUS augmin like complex subunit 2. Bases 234 to 881 code for a protein of 215 amino acids. Gene Ontology annotation, cellular component: HAUS complex; mitotic spindle microtubule; centrosome. NCBI's taxonomy places the organism in Eukaryota, Metazoa, Chordata, Mammalia, Eulipotyphla, Soricidae. The transcript has 7 exons. The record is from RefSeq and is a predicted model, not a curated record. Gene Ontology annotation, biological process: spindle assembly; centrosome cycle; microtubule nucleation.
CGACGCUCGGGCCGGCGGGCCACGGCCAUGGCCGGCGCGAAGCCCUGGGAGCCGGUCUCGGAGACAAAUGCAGCCGGGAUGCUGCUGAGCCAUUUCAGAGCUUCGGGGACGGUCACUCAGGAAUUACUCCUAGUGGUGCAUGAGUGAACAUAUGGGAUGCCUGGGGUUGAAUCUGGUCAGCCAUGUGCAAAGCAAAUGUCCUACCUGCUGUACUGUCCUUCUGACCCGAGGAGAUGUUAGAUAUAGCUAAGAAACCAGUUUCUUGCUUUGAGAACUUCUCCAGGCAACAGCAAAUUGCAGAUAUUAGAGCUGAAAUUGACCAGAAAGACCUAGAAAUUGAGCUACUAAGACUAGAAAAAGAUUCCAUAGAUGUUGUUCAUCCUUCCUUUUUAGCUCAGAAGUGUCAGAGUUUGCAAAGCAUGAAUAAUCAUCUGGAAGCAAUUCUGAAAGAGAAGCGGUCUCUUAGGCAAAGACUGUUGAAACCCAGGUGUCAAGAAAACUUGCCUAUUGAAGCUGUUUAUCACAGAUACAUGGUCCAUUUGUUGGAGUUGGCAGUGACUUUCAUUGAGAAAUUAGAAUCCAAUCUUGAAACUAUUAGAAAUAUCCCUCAUUUAGAUGAAAAUCUAAAGAAAAUGAGCAAGUCUUUAGCAAAAACGAAUAUUUUGGUGACUAAGACAGAAGAACUGGCAGAGAAUAUACUUAAAUGGCGAGAACAACAAAAGGAAAUUUCUUCUUGUAUUCCCAACAUAUUCACUAAAGAAAGUCACCUGCCGCAGACCACCCAGUGGAGACCACCGACCACGGGGGACCAGGGUCAAAGGAAUCAGGAGAAGUCAGGAAUCGGCGGGGAAAUGACAGACAGCCACACUAUAAGCUGGUGAACUGCUGCAACUUUAUUCUGCAAAGCUGUGCUUAUAUAUUGUUUCUCCAAGGAAAUAGCAAUAAGCAGGGGGUUACAACAUCAGGUUACACCAUUAGACCACUGCUUUGAUGAUUACAAUACAUCAUUAGAACACUGCUUUGAUGAUUAUAAUUCAGCAGAAAAAUUAUUAACGAAGUACAAUACAGUAUGAGUUAAUUCCGCA